CUGUCUGCGCAGGCGCGCGAUAUCACUUUCUCCGCCCCACGCAGGGGCUGGCGCUGGCCGCCGCUUCGCCCUCUGGGAAGUGGAGUCUGGGAAGCCGAAGUGUUGCUGCUCUAGGACUCGCGGGUACUCGGCUCCGCGGCUCCCGGGGCAACGCGCAAGCGCAGUUCCGACCCGGACUGCCGACUCCAGCUCAUUGUGUUCAGCCUGCGAUGUGGCGGUUGCGGUUUCUCGCCGCGGGCAGAGGCUCCUCCAAGGGCAAUCCUGUGGUGACCAGACUGGGUGGAGGGGAAGAGGCCUGAGGUCAGAGAAGGGCUUGGCCUGAGAGGCCUUGGCAGUGACGACCCAGCCCUCGUAGCUUGCCUUUGGAGGAGAAAGAAGACCAUCUUUCUCCACUUCAUCCACUCUCCUUCCAGGCUGGGGGGAAACUUCUCUUGAGACCUGUCAGGUGUGUAGAAGUUUCUAGCCUUGGUCCCAUUUUGCCAGUCUCUGAAAGGGCUUAUCAGAGAAGGAAUGGCUGUCAGGCACCUGCCACCCAUGGUCCAGGAAUCAGUGACCUUCAAGGACGUGGUCGUGCUCUUCACCCGGGACGAGUGGGCACAGCUGAGCCCUACUCAGAGGGCCCUUUACAGGGAUGUGAUGCUGGAGAACUACAGCAACCUGGUCUCACUGGGACUCUUAGGACCCCAGUCAGAUGUGUUUUCCCGACUGGGAAAAGGAGAAGAAUGGAUGCUGGAGGACACGUCAGGAAGCUUCUGUCUUGACUGGAUGACUAUGCCUGUGAGUAAGAACUCUCCUCCCAAGCCGGAUAUUCCUGAUCAAGACUUGGAUCAGUGGAUGAUAAAGGAAGGAUUCACUAGAGAUAACCACUGGAAAUACGAUUGCCAGUUGGAAUGGCAGCGUGGAGGCCAGGAGGUACUUGCAUCUGUGCUCCACGCCCAGGCCAGGGAUGAACCUGGGAAGCACUGCACUGUGAGCUCAUCUUUUGAUCAGAGUCAGGAAUUUCAAUCUAGCAAAAAAGCCUUUGAGUGUAGUGAGUGUGGAAAAGUCUUCACUAAAAGUUCAACCCUUAAUAAACAUCAGAAAGUUCAUACUGAAAAACUGAAUGCAAAUCGGAAAACUGUUAUUAAAGAGAAGCGAUAUGAAUGUAGAGAAUGUGGGAAAGCCUUUCACCAGAGUACACACCUUAUCCACCACCAAAGAAUUCACACUGGCGAGAAACCGUACGAAUGUAAAGAAUGUGGCAAGGCCUUCUCUGUGAGCUCCUCACUCACUUACCAUCAGAAAAUUCACACCGGAGAGAAACCUUUCGAAUGCAACUUAUGUGGGAAAGCUUUUAUCCGAAACAUACACCUUGCCCACCAUCAUAGAAUUCACACUGGAGAGAAGCCUUUUAAAUGUAACAUAUGUGACAAAGCCUUUGUGUGCAGGGCACACCUUACCAAACACCAGAAUAUUCAUAGUGGAGAGAAACCUUAUAAAUGUAAUGAAUGUGGAAAAGCCUUUAAUCAGAGUACGAGUUUUCUUCAGCAUCAAAGAAUUCACACUGGAGAGAAGCCCUUUGAAUGUAACGAAUGUGGAAAGGCCUUCAGGGUGAACUCUUCCCUGACAGAGCAUCAGAGAAUUCAUACUGGAGAGAAACCUUAUAAGUGUAGCGAAUGUGGGAAAGCUUUCAGGGAUAAUUCAUCCUUCGCUCGACAUCGGAAAAUUCAUACCGGAGAGAAACCUUACAGGUGUGGUUUGUGUGAGAAAGCCUUCAGGGACCAAUCAGCCCUAGCCCAACAUCAGAGAAUUCAUACUGGAGAAAAACCUUACACGUGUAAUAUAUGUGAGAAAGCCUUCAGCGACCAUUCAGCCCUCACUCAACAUAAGAGAAUCCACACCAGAGAAAAACCUUACAAAUGUAAAAUCUGCGGGAAAGCCUUUAUUCGAAGCACACACCUUACUCAGCAUCAGAGGAUUCACACAGGAGAGAAGCCCUAUAAAUGUAAUAAAUGUGGGAAAGCUUUCAACCAGACUGCAAACCUCAUUCAGCAUCAGAGACAUCAUAUUGGAGAAAAGUGAUAGGAUUAUAGUUUAUAUGGCAGAACUUUGAGACCAAGUGUGUUAAUUAUUGAAUGUAAGCGAAUCCAUUCCAGAGAAUAGCCAUGAAAACUUCAGUGAAGAUGGAAUUUUUAUUUACAGAGAGUCAACCUUCACGGUACUGUGGGUUUGAGAAUUUAAGAAUGGCAUGCCCUCCUAGUUCAGAACUGCCUCAGUUGAAUAACAGUAAUGUUUAAUUAGUCUGAAUUAUCAAAUAUUGUACCCAAAAUGAAGCUUCAUUAACAACACAGAAAUUAGAUGAUCUCAUUUACAUUUUGACUAUUAAGAGAAAUUAUAAAAUUGCAGAAGACCAGGGGAAGAAGCAAAAGAACAAAAAGUAAAAAUGGCCAAUAAGCAUUUCACUCACUUUUUUUAUAUAAAAGGGUUUCUACUUUCAGUGGAACCCUUUGUUCUCACCCACCCACUUUCUCAGUGUAGGGAAAGUGCAGUCACCAUGCAUUGGCCCCAGAGUUACCCAAAUUAUGUUUCCCACCUUCUGCUUCAAACCAUCCUCUCAGAUCUCCCUGACUUAGUGUCCACUGGCUGCUUACCCAUAUUCUUCUUCUGGGACAACUCAUUUGAAUGGUAUGUCCCUCUUGAUUUAGCACCUCCUAACUGGUAACAUCAUGUCACUUAUCAUCACCCCAUUUGCCCUUGGGGAAUGUGGUGAUCUGGCCUCCCACACAGUCCAUGAUUCUGGUUAUCGCAACCAGACCCAGCAUUCAGAACUCCAGGACCUCUGGGAGACAGGUUGAUCAAACUUCUUGAGUUACCCAGUUUCUUUGGGCCUCACCUUUACUCUGACACUGGGAUGGUACCUUUAAGUAGGGGCUAGGUUGUGUAGACAUUACCUCCAAUUGCUCUGCACUGUCCUUACCCCACACAUAGCGUCAGGGGCCUGCUCAGCUUCAGAUGUGACAAUCCAGCCACUUCACAGUGUUCUAGACCCUCCCCACUUCUGUGAUUUGCCAUUUCCUAACAUGCAGCUGACACAAGUUAGAGCCCCAAAGCUAGUCCUUAAAGGCUCUGACCCACUCUUUCCCUUGGCUGGCAGUCCUCUGUGUCCACUGUGCUAGUGGAUAUAUUUCUCGGCCCCAGAAUAUGAACUGCUGCAUCCUGGUCCCUGCACUUCUUCCAUCCAAUUUUCGGAAGGUCUCAAGUGUUCACAGAGCAAACAGCUUUGAAUUUCUCCUUUUGCAUUUGGAAGUGGGCAUUUCCUCUCCUCCAUCUGGGUGUUCUAUUUAAAGACUGUCCCAUUCUGACAGUGGUGAGCUAUCCGUGGAGUAAUUCCAUGGGUCAAGACAUGGUCAACAGCAUCGUGACGUUCCCUGGCAGGGGACUGUCUAUGCCCCAAACUUGCAGCGAUACUGUUCCUGCAGGUACAGUUCCUUCUCCAUCUUUGAUCCUUCACUGCUCUCAGUAGAAAGCACAGAGAUAAAAUAACAUGUGUGCCUUCACACACACACAGCCCCUGGUAGCACUGUCCCCUUCCCCCACCACAAAGGACGGGGAGCCUGCACUACUGCAAACUGGAACAACACACCACAUCAUGAAUAUGGAAGAGCAAGUCCACCGUUGUGGGAAAAAGUGGCAAGUUCUCAGUCCGUGGAGGUGCUCUCCAUCAAGUCGGGCAGCCCACUGGCCCCACAGAUGCUGCACCUCAACUCCAAGUUACAGAAGAGGACAGUCUUUUUCCUGGUGGAAUUCUAAAUUCACCUUCCAUCGAGUACAGGCUGCCAGUGUGGGCAGGCAUCUGUGAGGGGGUCAGCAGCAGCUCAUGCUUUCUCCCCUACUAAGCUGCAGAUGAAGCAGCAUUUUGAGGGGUGACUUGGAGCUCUUUGUACACUGGGCCCCCACAUGUUCAUCGGCAGCCCCCAAUUCCACAAAAACUUGAAAACCUGCUCGCUGCUAUAGAUCCCUACCUGUAGGGAUCAACCAUGUGACCCACCUGCCCCUAACAAUCACCCUCUUCCCUUGAAUCCCUGUGGGAUGCUGCUCAGCUGAGUUCAAUGUUCAUUUUGUUUGUGUUUAAUGAGAGUUGCUGCCGCGGGUCCUGUGCCUGCAGUCAAGCCAGAGCCGAGACCAGGUGCCCCUGAGAGCCUCCUUUAUCCCGGGGAUGGCACCGGCAGCUGUUCCUGCACCAGAAUCCAUGCAGCCCAAAAGCCCUCAAUCUGGGAUUGCUCCCUGCCCAGUCAGUGCACAGACUUCCCAGCGCACCCAUGACUAUGCCGUCACAAGAUCAUGAAGGAGCCAGUCUCCCCACCCCCUCAACAGGACUAGAGAGACAGAGGAGCCAGAGAAGCAGAUCUAGACCCACUUCCCGCAUCUGAUGCACCAGAGCUCUCCUGGUCUACCAUGGAAUUGCCCAAUGGUCAAACUCAGUGGCAGUGGCAGUUCCGCUCUGCCCAGGGGAAGGGUUUGGGAAGAGGAUUAGCACCGUAAACCUUGUUAAAAGUCAUCAUUGGCUGUGGGCUCCCGUGAAUGCCCCCCGAAACUGCCAGCUCUUGGGGGAAAAAUAAUUGCUGCAGUCUCCCCUUUCACAUUCCUCUAAUGCUCUCUUGUCAAGUCUUCCCAUCUCCAGCUGAUAGAUUGGGCGCCUGUGUUCUCCCUCGUCACCUGAUCUCGCCUCACUCUGCCACCAGUGUCUGCCCAAGACAUUGCCUUUCUCCAUAUUCAGCAAUGGCUUUUAGAAUGGCACCUUGACCCUCAGCGGACUGGGGCUUCCCAGUUAUAGUACCUGAGCCUCAGAGUCUUGGAACAAAACAACCCUACUGCAUGCAUCUUUGGUUGAGAAAACAACUUAAUUCCCUCGAACAUGAAUUUAGUCCAAGUGCAUACUCUCCAGCUGUCUUGAUUCCUCUUCCCUUUGCACUUUGCCCUCCUCUGCCCUUUACUGGAUUAGCUAGCAAGGCCAUGUGGACACAUAAAACACUCCCGCCUACAGUGGGAGGAGUCCCAGCUUCUGGCACCUCCUUGACUCCUGCUAAAUAUAUUUUUGGUAAUAUUUUUACUUUUAGUAUUUUUAUACCAGUUUGCGAAGGCAAAAAGAAAAUACAAGGUUUGUUUCGAUCACUCAUGAACUUCUCAGUGACGCUAAUGACCAUUCUCUGCCAGUGCCAGGAUUUGGUCACUCGGGCAUGUUCCUCCUCAGCCUGUGUGUUACCCUGUCUAUGGCUCAUCACUGUUCUUAAAAAUUGUUGCCAUAGAAUGGCCCAUCAGUGUUUCUUUCUGAAAAUAAAUGAGAAAAGUACACAGUAUUCUAAGAGGUACAAGCUGCAUUUGUGUUACCUGGUUAUCUCUUAAGACAUGGCCAAAAGUAGUGCUUCUAAGCGUUUUUAUCUUUGUAUGGCCAGUCUGGUCCUGCCCACAAUAAGCAUCCAAACCUACCUGGUCCCAGAAACCAUAGUUCAGGCUGUGGAAUAGAAGAGAGCUGUAUCCCCAGUCGUCAGUGACAACAGUUAACAUUUGAAGAUGUCCCGCAGGCCGGGUACUGUUGUAAGCACUCUGCAUGUAAUAACUCAUCUAAUCCUCACAAUUCUGUGAGACUGUCUCAUCCCCACUUAAAAGUUGAACAGAGAGGUUUAAAAGCAUUUCAGAAAUUAAACAGCUGGUAACAUGCAUGGUCUGAGAACCUGAUCCAGGCACUGUAGCUCUGGGGCACACAUGCCUCCCUACUGCACUCAGCUUCCUCCUUCAUGGACACAUUCUGGAGGGCCACUUGGCUCCAGAUAUGGGGCAGAUAUGGCUAUGGGUGGGUGGGGUGGGUCCACAGCCUUGCGACCGUGUUGCAGGCAUGGCUUUCUGUACCCACAUCCUCCACAAAAAGACCUUUCCUCGGCCCUGGGUUGGCAAGGUGGAAAGGGUUCGGGUGCUCCUCUAGCCUGAGAGUACAAGAACCAUGGGUUCGCAAAGGCCUAUCAACCCUUGGAUAUCUUGAGGGCAUGGCCUAAUAACCAUAGCAGGUCCUGGACCUGGCCACAUGAGAGUAAUUACUAUAAGUGCCCUUCUUGAGGUUUUCCAAAAGCAGAGAGGUGGGGCAUCUGGGUGGCUCAGUUGGUUAAGCGUCUGCCUUCAGCUCAGGUCAUGAUCCUGGAGACUCAGGACUGAUCACUGCAUCUGGCUCCCUGCUCAGCAGGGAGUCUGCUUCUCCCUCUGCCCCUCACUCUGCUCCUCCAUGCUUUCUUUCUCUCUCUUAAGUAAAUAAAAUCUUAAAACACACACACACACAUAGAGAGAGAGAGAAAAAAAGCCAAAGCUAGUAGCUAGAGAAACAGCAACAGCCAAGCAUGGUACAUACACAGUGGGUAUGUAUGCACACAUCUAAGUACUGCUUUCAUGGGACUUAAAUAUGGAAGACAGGUAUUGCAAAAUGAAACACAAAUAAUGAGCAAAAUAACUGUAGUUUGUGGGAAACGUGUUUACACAGAUGGGGUACCACAAAAGAGUGUGAGAGGCCUAGCUGUAGAUUGUGUGGUCACACUGGGCUUCACUAGAAUUAACAACAGAUGCAAAGCACAGUUCAGUGAGACAGGGAAAGAGGUUCGGACACACAGGCAGGAACAGUGUGGGCUGGGUAAGUGCCAUUAAAAAGGCGGUGGAGCCCAGAGUCAGCACUGGUGUUAGCAGCGUGAGCUUCCACAGGAAGAGCCAGGACCACAGCCCAACCAGCCCCUGCAGUGAACUUGGAUGGUGCUCUAAACACAAGCCAUUGCCAGGGGUCAGGUUUUGUGCUUCAAACUCUCAAGCUACAAGUGGUUGCUAUUGAUGAAUAGAUUUUACCAGAGCAUUGGGGGGCUUGGGUGGCUCAGUUGUUGGGCAUCUGCCUUUGGCUUAGGUCAUGAUCCCAGGAUCCUGGGAUCAAGCCCCACAAGGACUCCCUACUCAGGGGGAAGCCUGCUUCUCCCUCUCCCACUCCCCCUGCUUGUGUUCCCUCUCUUGCUGUGUCUUUCUCUGUCAAAUAAAUAAAAUC
Molecule: messenger RNA, 7048 nt
Organism: Mustela lutreola (European mink)
Lineage: Eukaryota; Metazoa; Chordata; Mammalia; Carnivora; Mustelidae
Gene: ZNF454
Product: zinc finger protein 454
Exons: 6
Coding region: 511-2061 (516 amino acids)
Biological process (GO): negative regulation of transcription by RNA polymerase II; regulation of cytokine production; regulation of immune system process
Source: RefSeq, a predicted model, not a curated record